ACCCGCCGUAAACAAACCAAACCGUCGUAUGGCCAAUUUACCACAAGCACACACAAACAAAAAGACUGCUUGCGACGUCUUUGUAGUCGUUUGCUACUUUCAAUUGGCACGGCGGACAAAGUUAAGCAGCUAACAGCAGCUUAGUCUAGGUUAUCUUAACGUAGUUUAGUGUAGUUUCGUUUGUUUUUGGUCCGGAGAGGUCGAGUGUUUAUGCGUCCAAGCAUGACCCAACAGAGAGGAGUCAACAGUCUGCAGUUUAACCAGGACCACAGUUGCUUCUGUUGCUCCAUGGAGUCUGGUGUGAGGAUCUACAACGUCGAGCCUCUGAUGGAGAAAGGCCACCUGGAUCACGAGCAGGUGGGCAGCGUGGCGUCGUGCUCCAUGCUGCAUCGCUCCAACCUACUGGCCGUGGUCGGGGGUGGAGUCAAUCCCAAAUUCUCUGACAUAUCAGUGUUGAUCUGGGACGAUGCGCGGGAGUGUCGGGACGCCAAAGAUAAACUGGUGCUGGAGUUCACGUUCACCAAACCGGUGCUGGGCGUCCGCAUGCGACACGACAAGAUCGUCAUGGUGUUGAAGAACCGGAUCUACGUGUACAGCUUUCCCGACAAGCCGGUCAAGCUGUUUGAGUUUGACACGCGUGACAACCCCAAAGCAGGUCUGUGCGACUUGUGUACCAGUCUGGAGAAGCAGCUGCUCGUCUUCCCGGGACACAAAUGUGGAAGUCUGCAGUUGGUUGAUCUGUCCAACACCAAACCCGGAACGUCGGCGGCUCCGUUCACCGUCAACGCUCACCAGAGCGAGAUCGCCUGCGUGGCGCUCAACCAGCCGGGCAGUGUGGCCGCCUCCGCAUCUCGCAAGGGGACGCUCAUCCGGCUCUUCGACACCAGCAGCCGCGACAAACUGGUGGAGCUGCGGCGAGGCACAGACCCCGCCACGCUCUACUGCAUCAACUUCAGUCACGAUUCGUCGUUCUUGUGCGCAUCCAGCGACAAAGGGACGGUCCACAUCUUCGCGCUGAAAGACACCAAACUCAACCGCCGCUCCGCGUUGGCUCGCGUUGGAAAGGUGGGCCCUGUGAUCGGUCAGUACGUGGACAGUCAGUGGUCGCUGGCCAGCUUCACCGUGCCGGCCGAGUGCGCAUGCAUCUGCGCCUUCGGGAAGAACACGUCCAAGAACGUCAACUCCGUCAUCGCCAUCUGCGUGGACGGAACCUUCCACAAGUACGUCUUCACGCCCGAGGGAAACUGCAACCGAGAAGCCUUUGACGUCUACUUAGACAUUUGCGACGAUGACGACUUCUGAAGGCUGCCGGGAAGGCAAGCGAAGACUGGAGGAGGUGUGUCGGACAAGGGAGGAGUCAGUGGUGGUCAUUGUCACAAGCAGACUGAGGGUUAUACAUGCAAGACAUCCUUUUCUAGUAGCAUAGCAUAGCUUGUCAUGUGGGCAUGUCAACUAUUUGACAUUUUUGUCACAGCGCCCCCUGUUGAUUGGGGUUGUUGUUGACUAAAAAAAAUGAACAUAGUUAUGUGACAAAAUAAAGAUUUGUUUUAUUUAAUCGAAAGAAAAGUCCAACUCCCAAAAUGUACCUUUUUAAAUAAAGUUAUUACACACAUUGUAACUACAAUUUACACCGAUCUCAUCGGCCUGAUCGGUAUCGGACGAUAAUUAGCAUUUUAUGCUGAUCGGCUUUAAUGUCAUAAUUUGCAGAUCCGAAAAAUGAUGUCAUUGAUCGGCUCCGCAAGAGAAAUUUACUCUGCGUCGCCAUCGUGUACAGUGUAUUUAAAUCCAAAAGCUGGUUUAUUUUUAGGCUUGUUGCACGUCUUUUGACUUAGUACUGUAAAUAUAUGACAGCCAAUAGUUAUUAAAAAAAAAACAUCUCGGCAGUGUGGGACAGACAACGCAUAAUGUUGGACUACAAGACAAAUUUCCUCUUUCACAAUUGGACUAUGUCAGACAACUGCAAUAAAAUCUUGUAUUCCGAUA
This is a messenger RNA of Phycodurus eques (leafy seadragon), 1983 nucleotides long. It is a transcript of the gene wdr45, whose product is annotated as WD repeat domain 45. The transcript is spliced from 10 exons. Gene Ontology annotation, biological process: nucleophagy; protein lipidation; autophagy of mitochondrion. Gene Ontology annotation, cellular component: extrinsic component of membrane; cytosol; phagophore assembly site membrane. Bases 211 to 1302 code for a protein of 363 amino acids. The record is from RefSeq and is a predicted model, not a curated record. Gene Ontology annotation, molecular function: phosphatidylinositol-3-phosphate binding; protein binding; phosphatidylinositol-3,5-bisphosphate binding. NCBI's taxonomy places the organism in Eukaryota, Metazoa, Chordata, Actinopteri, Syngnathiformes, Syngnathidae.